UUAAUACCUAGUUUAUGUGGACACAUGCGAUUAUUUCCGUGGCUACAUAUACAUUAUUUCAACAUGUUUGAGUAGGAGUAGUUGGAGCCACGCGAAUGAAGGUUAAAAUAAGCCACAGCAGCUAAGCGGAAGUUGUGGAACUCGAGUUUAGAGAGUACGAGUAGAGAUGAGCGUUCCUCUUGGCUCCAUGCGCAUCCGCAGUUUGUUAUCCUUCAUACAAUCGGUGAACCAGCAGAGGGGCUUGUGCAACGUGCCCAUGCGUCUGGUGCAGUUCCAUCGCUACGGUGAUGGAGGUGUCAGAGUGGGAGUAGAGCAGGGUGAAGGCCUCGGCGUGGUGGACCUGAAGGCGUUUGAGCCCUCCAUGCCUUCCACGAUGAAAGGGCUUCUGGAGCUGGGAGAUGAGGGUCUGGAGUGCGCACAGAGGGCAUUGUCAUCUGGCCAGUGCAUGCUCAAGCGCUCGGACGUGAGGCUGUUGUCUCCCAUUUUAGCUCCGGAGAAGGUGGUCUGUGUGGGUCUGAACUAUCGUGACCACUGCCUGGAACAGAAAGCACCGAUCCCUAAAGAGCCCAUCAUCUUCAGCAAGUUCUCCAACGCCAUCACAGGGCCGUACGAUGACAUCAUUCUGCCUUCCGAGAGCCAGGAGGUGGACUGGGAAGCGGAGCUGGCUUUUGUGAUUGGACGCAGAGGAAAGCACAUCAAGGAGGAAGAAGCCCUCUCUUAUGUGGCAGGCUUCACAGUGGCCAAUGACGUCAGCGCGCGCGACUGGCAGAUGAAACGCAACGGAAAGCAGUGGCUGCUGGGAAAGACGUUUGAAAGCUUUUGUCCCCUCGGCCCCGCAUUAGUGACCACGGAUGCUGUGAGAGAUCCGCACAAGUUGGGAAUUCGCUGCCUUGUCAAUGGAGAUGCAGUCCAGAGCAGCAAUACCGAUCAGAUGAUCUUCAAGACCGAGGCGCUGAUCUCCUGGGUUUCAAAAUUUGUGACAUUAACUCCUGGAGACGUGUUCCUGACAGGCACACCUCCUGGCGUUGGGUUGUUCAGAAAGCCGCCAGUCUUUCUCAAGAAAGGAGAUGUGGUGGAGUGUCAAAUAGACCAGCUGGGCUCUAUCAUCAACAAAGUGGUUUGAACUGGGAGACAUUCUGGCAAAAUCAUCAUCAGCUGCUG
Molecule: messenger RNA, 1161 nt
Organism: Phycodurus eques (leafy seadragon)
Lineage: Eukaryota; Metazoa; Chordata; Actinopteri; Syngnathiformes; Syngnathidae
Gene: fahd2a
Product: fumarylacetoacetate hydrolase domain containing 2A
Exons: 8
Coding region: 167-1123 (318 amino acids)
Molecular function (GO): hydro-lyase activity
Source: RefSeq, a predicted model, not a curated record